Molecule: messenger RNA, 959 nt
Organism: Schistosoma mattheei
Lineage: Eukaryota; Metazoa; Platyhelminthes; Trematoda; Strigeidida; Schistosomatidae
Source: the annotation of a GenBank genome assembly
AUGAGAACGUAUGCUGUGUUCUACAAGGGAUACCUCAAACUCUUGAUAGCUAGUUUGUGGAGCAUGAUUUGCCUGAUAUUCAGAAGGCACUUAAAAACAGCAUUAAAAUACCAAAGUGUGAAAUAUGAUAUUGUCCCUUUAUCUCCCUUAUCUAAGUACCGGUUGUGUACAUUAAGACGAAAAGUUAUGGUAUUAGAUUUGGAUGAGACACUGAUUCAUUCAGUACACGAUGGGAUAAUGCGGCCAACGGUCAGACCAGGAACACCUCCAGAUUUCGUUCUCAAAGUUUUUAUUGACCAUCAUCCUGUUCGCUUCUCCGUUCAUAAACGACCGCAUGUUGAUUUUUUCCUCAAUGUGAUAAGCCAGUGGUACGAACUUGUAAUAUAUACAGCUAGUCUUGAAAUUUACGGAGCAGGAGUAACUGAGUUGCUCGACAAUGGACGCCAUAUUCUUCAGAGACGAUUUUACAGACAGCAUUGUACAUAUGAUAAUGGCAGCUAUUCAAAGAAUCUUUCCCUAAUUACCUCUGAUAUGGCUUCUGUAUUCAUAUUAGACAAUUCUCCAGGGGCCUAUCGAUCAUAUCCUGAUAAUGCUAUUCCGAUUCGGUCGUGGUUUUCCGAUUCACGUGAUACAGCCCUUCUAUGUCUACUACCAGUACUGGAUGCUCUUAGGUUUGUGAGCGAUGUACGUUCAGUACUAAGUCGUAAUUUACACAGGCCCCAAUCCAUACUACCUUAACACUAAUACAUGCAUACAUGUUCUUCUGUCCAAAUACCUGAUUACCUUUUUGUGUGACCAGAUUUUAUAGGUUCUAAUUAUUAUUAAUACUUAGUUGUAUAUUCAACUUCACAACUCUCAUUUCAGUUAAACCUUUCUAGUGCGUUAAUCUUUAUACUUAGAAUUUUAUCAGACUAUAUAAUGUGUACAUGAUGUUUUCUAAUUUCAUUAGGGCUCCUUAU